Molecule: messenger RNA, 1783 nt
Organism: Zeugodacus cucurbitae (melon fly)
Lineage: Eukaryota; Metazoa; Arthropoda; Insecta; Diptera; Tephritidae
Exons: 2
Coding region: 21-1697 (558 amino acids)
Source: RefSeq, a predicted model, not a curated record
CAAAAAUAACGAAAGAAAUCAUGCGUUCCACAAACCGAUAUCUGUCCUGCCUGCUAGCGCUGCUCUGUUGCAGUCUUCCGCAAGUCAAAGCCAUAAUAAACCGGCCACCUGUCGACAGCGUCAGCAAACAUCUAGGCAGCAGCUACCUCAAUCAGCAGCGGCCACUCUGGAUACUGGAGGACCAAGUGCCGCGAAGCGACUAUGCAGAAUUGGUUUACACAACGCCGAGCCCCUACAACUACCACCUACCACAGAUGCAGCAGUUGCAAGCGCUGCGGCACAGCGCGCCACAACUGCAACAAGUGAGUCCGCCAAAUAGAGUACCACAGCUGCAUCAACCAAAGGCGAUGCGCGUGCCACAACCAAUACAGCACAUACGACAGCAAACGCGCGUCACCAAGCAGUCAACGCGCCUGCCACUCCCACGUCGCUACUUGCCGCUGCAACGGUUGCAUUUCCCGCAGCGUCAGCGUCCGUUUUUGGCGCGCAAGAAGCCGCGUUUUAUGACUGGUAAUCCAGUGGCGCCCGCGCCUCGUCGGGAGAAUUACAUACCACGCCUCAGCAUGCCCACAUUCGACAGCAUGCCUGGCGAUGAGAGCGAACGCGCCGCGCCGGUCUUCAUCUACGCGGGACCCAAAGGCGAGCUGAUUUUGAACACCAUGCUCACCGCGCCACAGUAUCCAAUGCAAGAGCCAGUGCCGGGGCAGGUAUUGUACCCACCGAGUGUGCCCGUCUUCCGGCCCAAACCGAUUGUGGAACGCUUCCGCAUGCCGGGCAGUACACAGACUUUGAAUCUCACGCUUAUACCGUUCUACGAACACGAGGCCAUUGAUAUACGUCAGGCGUCGCACAUGUUAAACCCUGAGCAGGCGUUGCCGCGUGAGUCAGCCACUACAGAGCAGGCCACGGUGGUGUACGCUGCGCCGGCUGCCAUGCCUCCAAUUGCGGAUUCGGCGACCGCGGAGUCGGCGCCAACAGCGAAGAAGUUGCGCAUGAAAAAGGGCAAACAUUAUUCGGCGUAUCACUCGCCCAACGAGGUGCAGUGGACGCCAAUGACGAGGGAACAGCUGCGGCUCGUCACAUCGACCACAACGCCCUUUCCGCUGACCGCUCCCAGUCCGCCGCAAAAUCAUCGUUUCAUUAAUGAUAUGGAAGUGUCUUCCACAACACCACCCUCCUUCGCCAACUACAAAAUAACCUACAAAUCGGAAACGGACAGUGUGGAGGAUGAUGUAGAAAAGGACGAGUUGCUAAUGGAUGGCGAUCGGCUGCGCAUCGUAUGUGUCGACGACAGUCUUGAAAGACCGACCGCACCCACAAAAGCGCCACUGCAGAGCUCGCGCUACUCGCUCUCCAAGGAGUACUACGCCUUUCCGGUAUUCACUCUCGGCAAGCUAUUGAAGUCCGAGGCUGAAGGUGCCGAGAAGGAGUUACCCACUUUUAUGAUGCAAAAUACCAUUGAUAGUCCGGUCGAGAACAACAGGAAACAACAGAUGGAAGACGCUAGUGAAAUGCCUAUAAAUAUGACAAGUAAUAAUGUGGGUGCGGAGGAAAGUGAGGAUAGUGAAGCGGAUGAUGUGGAAACUUGGUUCAUACUCAACUCGAGAUACAAAGGACAGCAUAGACAAAACAACAACGAAUACCGGCUCUCUUCGAAAUAUAUACAUACAACAGAUGUGCGAGAACCGGACGAAUGAUUUUGUUCGAAAGCUUUCGUAUAAAGCUUUGGUGGUUUUAAGCGCUAUGUGAAGCUAAUAGUUUUAAUUAUUUAUUUCCUACAAUA